UGAGAGGUUAUAUUUACAUCUAAUUAUAAUUUUACACGAAAAACAUAUAUUGCAGGUAAAAUGCCGCAAUGCGAUGCACGCUAGAGCUCACGCAUAAACUUCGCUUUACAAAACCAUCUAGUUUUGUCAGAAACAGUGUGAUAACUCUAUUAUUUCUUAGUGAAAAGUUGUGUGUUCUUUCUUUACUCGAAGAUGGUGUUAUAGAUAUAAUUAGGCCUUCUAUUUAGGUCAUAGCGGUGUUCUGAGCUGGAAGUAACCUGUCCAAGUUAGUUGUAGUUAAGUAUGGCUGUGCAAAAUAAAGUUUUGUAUGCAUUUCGGGGAUGGAUAGCGUUCGUGGCAUUCAUGGAUUUGGGGACCGCAGGCCGGUCGUAUAUUGAAAGGAGGUCGUUUUUGAGCAACAGCGGGGACAGCGAACAGUUAGAUGGAGAUUUCACAAUAUCUCGCAUGCUGGGAAUGUACUCCGUACUCAAAGCAUUAGCGCUUAUACACUGCACUCUCUACAUACACUACAGACCAAUCGUAUCCAUGGGUUACUGGUCGCUGACGUUGACAAUUAUAAUGUACUUCAGCGAAGCGUUCUACUACCACUCUACAGAUCUGAACUUUUACAUUGUAUUCCCUUGUAUAUUAAACAUUAUAACCUUACUAGGACUGAUAUACCUACCAAGCAAACUGAAGCUCUUUGGCCAAAUACCAGGCAUCUCUGGCAUGGACAGAGAAGUGGACGAUGAAAACACACAAAUCCUCCGACAAAUGGGGAACUUCCGAAGAAGAAAACCUGGCAACACCGUCAAAAACAAGCACGUCUGAUUGUGGUGUUGCUGUAGUAGAAAAAUAUUGACUGUGAGUAACUAAUUUGGUAGAAUAGGUAUUUUAUUGACAGUAAAAAAUGAUUCUGUGCCACAAACACUUGUUAGUAUUGUGACACACUUAGUUUUACGCACGAUUUUAAUGUACAGUCAG
Ostrinia nubilalis (European corn borer) is the source of this 963-nucleotide messenger RNA. RefSeq lists its product as uncharacterized. Gene Ontology annotation, molecular function: protein-macromolecule adaptor activity. The transcript is spliced from 4 exons. The record is from RefSeq and is a predicted model, not a curated record. Lineage: Eukaryota; Metazoa; Arthropoda; Insecta; Lepidoptera; Crambidae. Bases 283 to 810 code for a protein of 175 amino acids. Gene Ontology annotation, cellular component: endoplasmic reticulum; membrane.